CUUGGCGAUCCGCCUCCUCUAGAGUCGGCUGGGCCCCAUUUAUGUGCCACUUUAUCUCGCUUGAAGAGCAUCGAUUUAACCAGCACAGACUUCUCAAAUUGGUCAAGCCUUUUGGCUUUGUUGAGCAAAUCAUCACUUUUGGCCAGCUUGAUGCUAGCACGAAACCGAAUAUCGAAACUCUAUCUGCCCUCAACGGGUACAAACAACUUCGAAGCUAGUCAGUUACUCCCAAGCCUCCACUCCAUAGGACUGGCUGCAAACUCUUUCGAGGACUGGCACAUGGCCGAUCAACUAGCCCGAUUUCCUAGCCUUAGAGAAGUCACGCUAUCUGAAUGCCCCGUGAUGCUAAAAUCAUCUAAUGAAACAGCGCGUCAAGAGCUAAUUGCUCGUAUGCCGAUGGUAACAGUGCUCAACCGGCUUGAGGUCAUGGCCGAUGAAAAGCGCGGCGCCGAACUGGAUUAUCUUAAACGAUAUGGCACUCAGUGGCGAGCCGCAGGAGGUGAUAUCGAUUCCGAUACUGGAGCCUUCUGUGCAGGCAAUUCUGCGUUCAAUCAGCUUCAUCCGGCUUAUGCUCGUCUCUGUGCUAAAUACGGCCCACCAGAAGUUGGAGAGUGCAAGGUCUGCACCAAAUUCUCGCAGAAUCCAAACUUUUUACCCAUCUUAAUUAUAUCCCUGUCUGAUAUACUUACUAUAAAGAACAAUGAGCUGGUCAUGAUAGAACUUAGUAUAUAUGCGUUUCCAAGAUUUCAGUUCAGAAUUUGGAUGGAAGAGAUUUGCAAAAUGGCCUCAUUAUAA
Messenger RNA from Protopolystoma xenopodis, 795 nucleotides. NCBI's taxonomy places the organism in Eukaryota, Metazoa, Platyhelminthes, Monogenea, Polystomatidea, Polystomatidae. The record is from the annotation of a GenBank genome assembly.